Molecule: messenger RNA, 2873 nt
Organism: Acipenser ruthenus (sterlet)
Lineage: Eukaryota; Metazoa; Chordata; Actinopteri; Acipenseriformes; Acipenseridae
Product: proline/serine-rich coiled-coil protein 1-like
Exons: 9
Coding region: 405-2030 (541 amino acids)
Biological process (GO): mitotic metaphase chromosome alignment
Cellular component (GO): spindle microtubule; microtubule cytoskeleton; spindle pole
Molecular function (GO): microtubule binding
Source: RefSeq, a predicted model, not a curated record
GGCGGAGCUCUCAUCAGCUCAUCGAAUCAGGAAUCGAGUUAGUUAAAUUUAAAACUGUACCGCCCCGCCGUAGUGUUUAGUUAUUGGGCGAAAAUGAUUUGUGUAGUUUGUAAAUAAACGUUUCAAUUACAAUAAGACACCAUCGAUAAACAGGAUCAGUUUUAUUUUUACAACAAGCACGCAAUCCGUCUCUUCGUGAUAUAUUAGUACGACUAGAUACGUUACGGUAGAUCUUUGAAAGUGGGUUUAAACUUUAAUAUUUUCGGAAGACGAAACUGGUGUUGUCUAUAUCUAUUCACUUGCACGGCACCUCCUCACUUCAUAUUUUACGGCACUGAAUUUAUGAUGAUCAGCAGAUACAUACUGUAUAUAUCCAACGCAGGCACGGACAGAAUAACUCAAAUAUGUCACUAAUAACAGAAGAAACCUUUGAUUUUGGAGUGGAUUCACCUUCAGACAGCCUGGAGGUCAGUUUGGAAGAGGAGGAUGAGGUCUUCAUUGGGCCUGUGAAACACAUUGAGAGGUGUGUGGCCAAGAGCAUUGACCUGAACGUUCAGAAGAGCGGGGAGAGCCAGAGGAGGAGGAGAAGCAAACGGGGCCUGUGGAGCUGGAGCCCCCUGAACGCAGAUAAACUGGAGGAGAUCUCCAGGGAGGCCAACCGACUGGCCAUGCAGCUGGAGAAGAGCAGCCUGAAAGAGAACACAGGGCUUGGGGGCAGGAACACACCGUCAGGGGAGGCCAGAGCCAAACUCAGGGUGCUGAAGGACGAACAGGAGCACAGGAAACCCCCCCGGAGCCCAAGACGGGAGACAUACCUGGUGAAAAACAGCCCUGUGAAGUCGCUGCUUCCCUGUGUGGACACAGAGAGUGUGUGUGUCUCCCCGCUGGCAUGGGCAUACUGCGAGGAUGUCCACAUGGCUGGCAGCACUGCCCUCGUCCAGCCCAGGCCGUGCAGUAGAGGUGAAUCGCUGGAAAAGCUCAGUAAGAGAACGGCCACUCCCAGCUCCCCGGCAUCUAACAGACUGGCACAGGAUUCCAAGACAGCCGCUGGUAAGACUGCUUGUUCAUCAGCUACUAGCAAACUGUCAAAGUGCGAGAAAAUCACACCAAGCAAGUGCCCAUGCUCACCCACACCUGGCAAACUGCAGAGAGACCAUUCUUUGACACCAAGCAAAAGUGCCUCCUCUCCAGCAUCUAGAAAACUGGCAAGUAUCGACACACCAACACUGAGCAAAAGUGCCUCCUCCCCAGCAUCUAGAAAACUGCCACUAAGCAGGAAUGUGCGCUCACCCACAUCUCAAAAACUGCCAAGGGAGGACAAACCCGUGCCACGCAAGAUGCCAUCCUCCCAGCCGUCUCGCCAAUUGCCAAAAGAGGAGAAAAUGACACGAAGCAAAUCUGUUUGCUCACCAGUAUCCAGCAGAUCACAGAGUGGUAAAAAGACAACCCCAGGGAAGGCAUCCUGCUCACUGACUCAGAGAAAGGAAGAACUUCAGAGUGGCUCCAUCGUUAAGCAAAAAGAAAACACUUCUGUAGCCUCUUCCAUCUCCGCCCAUCAGAAUCUGAACUCAUCGCUAACUGGAAAACCUGGGGCCGCCCGAAUCACCUUAAACUCAGAGAAAUCAAACACAUUCAGAGAGAGAACAGGCAUCCCUGCGCCGGUCAGCAGGCUGCCAACUCUGAAACCCUCAGCAAAGUCAGGGGGUACAAGCCAACUGCAGCCCUCCAGCGACGGAGCUCCUUCUGGGAACGGAUUAGCAAGACCAGGGUCCUUGUCACAACCCAAGGGUGGGCUCAAAGCUCCUUCAGCUAGACAGUCUAAUCUUCCUACGUAUGCAAAUCGAAGCAGGCUGCUCCCACCUAAGGCGGCGGCACAAGCAACUGAACGGGUAUACGAGGCAGAUUCAGUGCUUUCUUACAGCCAGAGAAACACUACAGCACUCAGGGUCAGGAACGUACAGAGCAAAGAGCAGACAGCCAAGCUCACUUUAGAUUUCCCAAACCCAAGACCAGGAGCAGUCUUUGCAUGACAUGCAUGCACAGCAGUUGAUUUGCCCUUCAGGAUUUACAGCGUACUUCAAGGCUUACUGGAAAAUCCCGCAAUAUACAGGGUGACAAAGAACUGCAAAAUCCGCUGUGGCCUCUAGAUGUCACUCUUGCUCUAUGUAAUCAUCAUCUGUACAGAUGGCUGCAGCUACACAGUAUAUUGCAAGAUAUUUCAGAUCUACUAACAGUUCAACUACAAUGAAUAGGAUAAGGAAUAUUUUAAAGCCUUGUCACUUCACCCUUAAUUCAUCCAACCAUAUGCAGCUCCUGAUAACUAUACAAAGACAUAUUUUCUUUACUUUUAAUGUAGUUUACCUGGAAUUCUGGAAUUUUAAAUAGCCGCUUUUGGAUGUUCCCUUACAAGAAUGGCCAGUGGCUUUUUGUUGUCACAUAUAGAGUAGGACUUGGAAAAUGCAACAGAAGUAUAAAAGAGGCAGAGAAAUGACACCCAGCCUGUGAAAUAACACGUGUAAAUAACCAUACCUGCAAACUCACCCAUUGAUAGACAAAGAAUUUCACAUCUCCUUCCUCUAACAUACAUAAGCGUUGAGAACGUUCAUUUUAAUUGUGUAAAGGUAUGCUUUUGUUUUUGUGUAAUGUUUGUUUUUCUCAUCCAUAACUUUCAUCACUUAUUCAAAAGGUGUGUGAUAGUAAAUAAAAAUAAAACCGCUUCAACCUUUAUCCAAGUUUUUAUAGGACGUCAAUGUAUCUUUUUAGUACUUUGUAGUUGUUUGUUACUAUUGCAAAGCCACUGUAUAACUUUUUGUAAUGGAAAUGUGUUAACCAGUCAUAUGCUGUCCUAAGUAAAUGUUUUAUUUUUUACUAAA